AUGCGUAUUCGGUUCAUUUGUUGUCGUCUGUGGGAAAAAACUCUCGGGAAUGGCAGGCUCGUCUCUUCAGGUUUAUUGUGUCUGCUUAUUACGCACUGGAUCGUAGUUCUGACGUUGCCAAAGACAGUUUUUAUGAAGCUCUGGGUGCCUUUUAGACCAGGUGAUAUGGGCGUAAAAUGCCUUGCUGUCCUACCACCCGAAAAAAGCACGAGAGCUGGGGAUACUGCCAGGCUGUCCAAACCUAGACACGGGGGGUCGAGAGGCAGAUGUCGGAUUCGAACUACGGACCUUCCGGUCAGCAAAUUCAUGCUCUUAUCACUGAGCCAUCUCGUUUGGCAGUCAUUGGUCACUAGAGCCACAGAAACAGUCCAACAGGGAAUGAUCUGUUACACCCUUUCGGUGCCUAGCUGCCAUGCCACCCGGAGGAAGCACGAAGGGUGGGACAUUGUCAGGUUGCGCAAACUAGUCAGGGGAAGUCGAGGGCGGAGGUUGAACCUUCCCGUCAAUAAAUUCGCACUCUAA
Molecule: messenger RNA, 522 nt
Organism: Opisthorchis viverrini
Lineage: Eukaryota; Metazoa; Platyhelminthes; Trematoda; Opisthorchiida; Opisthorchiidae
Exons: 3
Coding region: 1-522 (173 amino acids)
Source: RefSeq, a predicted model, not a curated record